Messenger RNA from Micromonas pusilla CCMP1545, 954 nucleotides. RefSeq lists its product as uncharacterized. The record is from RefSeq and is a predicted model, not a curated record. The transcript has a single exon. Lineage: Eukaryota; Viridiplantae; Chlorophyta; Mamiellophyceae; Mamiellales; Mamiellaceae. The annotation marks the transcript as partial.
CGUCGCACGGUGACGCGACCCAUCGUCGACGGGAUCAUCUGGUCGCUCGAGCAAGAGCAAGCGCUCGACGUCCUCGCGAUGAACGUUCGCACGACGGUCGUGAAGCUCGCCGCGGACGGGUCGCUCGUCGUGUUUUCGCCGCAGGCGCCCACGGGAGAGUUCUUCCGCGCGAUCGACGCGCUGGGUCCGGUGUCGCACGUGGUCUUGCCGACGUACGCGCUCGAGCAUAAGGUGUAUCUUCCCGCGUUUUGCCGCCGGUAUCCAAACGCGAGGGUCUGGGUCGCCGACGGGAUCUGGAGUGUACCGAUCGAUCUCCCGCUGCCGCUGCUCGGGAUCGACCCGUCGAGCGGCGGCGUCUUGAAGCGCGCGGAGGAUCGCGGCGCGGACGACGUCGCGCCGCCGUGGGCGGACGAGAUCGACUAUAAGGUUCUGAGAGUGGACAGCGCGGGCGCGAACCCGUACGUCGAAGCCGUGUUUCUUCACGCGGCGUCCAAGACGUUAAUCGUCACGGACUUGGUGCUGUCGAUCCCGGCGACGCCGCCGGAGGUGAUCAGCCGCGAGCGGCUGCUAAACCUCGCGCCGAACGACCCCGCGGACGCGCCCGCGGCGGACACGGAGGAGAAUUUGAAGAUUGGGUGGGCCAAGGCGUCGCUCGUCGUGUCGUUUCUCGGGCCGUCGCGGCAGUCGCAAAUCAAAGGCGGAGCGUACGACGGGAAGCUGAAGUGGGAGCCCGGGUUCGAGGCGAGCUUCGAGAAGAUCAGCGACCGGCUGAUACCGUCGCCCAUCCUUCGCACGCUCGUGUUCAGCAAAGGGAAAGGCCCGACGCGGCGGUUCGUGAACGAGGUGUGCGACGACUGGGGCGGCCAGUUCGAGACCAUCGCGCCGGCGCAUUACGACGCGCCAGUGCCGGGCGACUGCGCGUCGUUGCGCGCCGCGUUCGCGUUCAUCGACGAC